Messenger RNA from Porites evermanni, 3072 nucleotides. The record is from the annotation of a GenBank genome assembly. Lineage: Eukaryota; Metazoa; Cnidaria; Anthozoa; Scleractinia; Poritidae.
AAAACGGCCAGCUUAAAGCGUUAGUUCAUUCGAGACAUCACUCAGAUUUCAUUCAGACCCAUUUUGAUUAAUCUAAGAUGCCUAAAUCUUUUUUGGUUAAGAAGCGGGUGGAGGUGCCUGCUUCUGAGGAAUCAGAGAAUCUCCCAGAUGCUGAAUUAAUACGGGAGCACGGUAAGGACCCGAUAUCGCUGCUCUUUUAAAGACAGAUUUCUAUUCUUUAUUUCAAUGAUAUUAUUUUCUGAUUUUGAAUUAGUCUCGGCCGAGGAAUCAGGAUUAAGAUUUAUUUCGUUUAAGUCCAAAUGGUGGGAGUUUUGCUUUAAGUUCACUUUUCAAAAAGCUGAAUUAACAGAAACGUGAGAUUCUAAUAAAUCGAUUCUGAAAUCAGAUUGAUCAAAUGGCGCGCAGUUUUCCAGAAGAUUGAAGAUUCUAUGCAAAAGCACAGCGCUAACUGAAUAAACUCUGAACUCAGCCAGAUUUUCCCGUUUCAAAAAAACCGAUUUGAAUUAAUCUGGAGUUAAGAUAGUUUAAAUACGCACAAGUUAAAAUGUUGUAAUUUUGAUUCGGUUUUCUAGAGGAAAGUGACGAAAACCAAAUGGCCCGCGGAAAAGACCAAGAGGCAAAGGGAUCUAAAGCUACAUCAAACCGUCCGUUUGACAUCGAAAACCUAUGUGCACCCGACAGAGUUCCCAAAAAGCAAAAACCUGUCUUACAUUGGAGACCAAUGGAUCACUCGAGGCCCCCUUUCACUUUUGUGGAAUCGGCUACGCUUCCUUUACAUGGUAAUUUUACUGUUAGUCUCGUUGUACUUUUAUGAUAUUGAACAAACGCAAUGUUAAAAGAAAACGAUUUUAUUUUUCGCACGUUGUGAUUACUGAUAUGCGCGCUUUAAUCAGACUAAAAAUGUUUGUGUCACAUUAGCAGUUUUUGUUGAAAAUUCGGAAUACUUUGUGGUUUGAGAAAGAAGAAAUUUCCGUGAAAAAGACGAUUUGAGCGCGCAGGGAGAUGGUGCUUAGAAAAGCUUCUUCGGCGAAGAAAUUUAAAAGUGCGAGUUUCUUCUUAUUGCGGGUAUGGUCUUAAUUUUCAGUUUGGAAAUCAGAACCUGCGAAUCUUAGUAUUAAGGCUGACAGGAAAUGAUUUGGGGAGCCUAUAGAGUACGCGUGUAAAUAGCGCGUAUUUUCACGGCUUGGUGGAAGAAAAGAUUUAAAAUCUGCAAACAAACUACUGUAAACGGCGCAAACUUGUGCACCGAACAUUUUAUGAGAUUACCAAUCGCGUGUAAGAUGAACUUUAUUUAGGUUGGUCCUCAGUCUAGAUAUGACAGUGACAAGCAAAUAAAGAGUAAUUACCUGAAGAAAUCCCUAACAAUACCUCAAAGCCUGUAUGUUUAACUCGCUGGAGUUUAAUUGUUCAAAUAUUGUGUAUAUUUGGACCUCUGUUGGGUUUAUUAAAAAUGACAAACCAAGCCGAGCACCUCCUCCUGAAUUGUCUUUUUAAAUUAAAUUGAAGGAGAGAGUUUCUGCUUUCUAUCAACGGAAAGAAACCUGUGAAAUUACCAAUGGAAGAGGAAACAGAUUCGUUUGAGUAGUUGCUUUAUUUUUCCGUUCAGAUUAAUCGACACAUGAGCUUAAUUAUGCCUCUUAUUUCGAGGAAAUGUGGUACAAAGCCAUUUCUUUUACACUACUUUUCGGGUAUUGUUACAAUUUGAUGGUUUUUUUUCUUCUUCAAUCAGAGCUGAAAACACCAUCUUUGAUCACAAAAUGAAGCGGUAACUACAAAGGGAUUUAAUUUAAGUGAAUCAUCACUCGUCUCCCUUGAAUUGGGUAAGAUUCACGUAGAAAGGAAAAAACAAAGACGUUUUCUAAACGAAUUUAGCAUUCGGAUUUAUAACGCAAACAGUUUAUAAAUGCAAAGGAGUGAAAACUCAUUAACAGCGCAACUUUCCGGUUCUUUUAAGAUUUUAAACAUUUAUGAAAAUUAAUCUUCCAGUACUUGAGUAGCUCUUAUGAAAGCAUCUUUUCGAACUUUUAUUUGCUCUAACCUGGUUGCAAAUCACUCGCGCUCUUAGAAAAUGUUUUUCCGUCUCCAUACAGAACACUUAUCUUAAGGGCUAUACAUCACGUUUGAACGCCAUAAGGCUAACAGAUUAUUUUUUUCUUAUCUCUCAGAUGGCAGACCUUAUAUUCCACCCUUUGCUACCCAGUUCAUGCCAGAUGGGUUCAACCAGUUUCUUAUACACCCUUAUCUACGCUUCCCACCCCAACCAUUCCUUACGGAGCGAAGCCUAUCUUUUCCUUUCUGGCAGCAGUCUCCAUUCUUUGGAAACCCACUUGUGCGCAUGACGGAUGGGGAGAAGGCUUUAAAAACCACCACGCGCGCAGCACCUCAACCGGAUACGCACGAAAAGAAGAAAUCGGAACAAGCAUACAAUGGUCAAACGUUUGAUUGUCUGAACUGUAAAAAGGUGUUUAGUACACCACACGGUUUGGAAGUGCACGUACGACGCUCGCACUCUGGAAGGCGCCCGUUUGCUUGCGACAUCUGUGGUAAAACAUUCGGCCACAUAGUGAGCCUGGAACAACAUAAGAACAUUCACACCAACGAGAGAACGUUUGAAUGCAAAGAGUGCAACAAAACGUUCAAACGCUCGUCCACGCUUUCAACACACAUGCUUAUUCAUUCGGAUACAAGGCCCUUCCCAUGUGACUACUGCGGAAAGAGAUUUCAUCAAAAAUCGGACAUGAAAAAGCACACGUAUAUUCACACAGGAGAAAAACCUCACAAGUGUCUGCAAUGUGGCAAGGCUUUUAGCCAAUCGUCAAACCUCAUCACACACAGCCGGAAACACUCUGGUUUCAAACCGUUUUCUUGUCAAGUGUGCGAUCGUGCAUUCUAUCGAAAAGUUGAUCUUCGACGGCACGCGUACACGCAUGAAAUGGAACAGUUGUCGAUUAAGGAUGCUUAGAAAAUAAAACAAACUAAACACUUUUUUUACGAGUUUUUAGCAACUGCGAAUUUUUCUGCUUGUAAAUUUCGUAUAUCCGGAAUUAAAAUAUCUCAUUCAAGUAUAAAUAA